CAUCGGCGGGCGUCGGCGCUUGCUUGCCUCCCUCUCUCUAUCCCUAUCCGGUUGCGUCCGGCACUCCGCCAGUGGCCCGGCGCGGCCCUAUUUACACGCCGCGCACGCGUCCACGACGACCCACACACCUCUUUCCUUCCUUCCCAAUUCCCGUUCCUACGGACAGGCAGACACGCAACAGCCCGACGCGCAUCUCGCUCGGGGAGCUCCGCCGCCGAUCCGCCCGCCCGCUCGCCCCCUCACUCGCCCGCCAUGGAGGAAGCCAAGGUUGUGGAGACCAGGGAUGGAACUAUCGCAGUUGCUUCAGCGUUUCCCGGUCAUCAGGAAGCCGUACAAGAUAGGGAUCACAAGUUCUUGUCGAAAGCUGUAGAAGAGGCGUACAAAGGAGUUGACUGUGGCCAUGGAGGACCGUUUGGCGCGGUCGUCGUCCGCAACGACGAAGUAAUAGUUGGGUGCCAUAACAUGGUUUUGAACAACACCGAUCCAACUGCCCAUGCUGAAGUCACUGCAAUAAGAGAGGCUUGCAAAAAGCUUGGGAAGAUUGAGCUGUCGGACUGCGAAAUGUACGCAUCAUGUGAACCUUGCCCAAUGUGUUUUGGGGCUGUUCAUCUAUCCCGGAUCAAGAGGCUGGUGUACGGAGCCAAGGCGGAAGCUGCUAUUGCCAUUGGAUUCGACGACUUCAUUGCUGAUGCUCUUAGAGGAACUGGGUUCUACCAGAAGGCCAACAUGGAGAUCAAGCGAGCCGAUGGGAAUGGAGCUCUGCUUGCUGAACAAGUCUUUGAGAACACCAAGGAGAAAUUCCGAAUGUACUAAUGUGUAGCAAAGACAUGGUAGAAUUUCACAGCAUGAAAGACCCUGAUGCUCAGAAAAAAUAAUGUAAUUGUCAACAUUCUGUCAUUGGUGAUGGACCACAAACUAUGAAUUUGAAUAUACCAUUUGAUUCUCAUUA
Triticum urartu is the source of this 949-nucleotide messenger RNA. RefSeq names its product guanosine deaminase. NCBI's taxonomy places the organism in Eukaryota, Viridiplantae, Streptophyta, Magnoliopsida, Poales, Poaceae. The record is from RefSeq and is a predicted model, not a curated record. Gene Ontology annotation, molecular function: zinc ion binding; guanosine deaminase activity. Gene Ontology annotation, biological process: purine nucleoside catabolic process.